Postia placenta MAD-698-R-SB12 is the source of this 696-nucleotide messenger RNA. RefSeq lists its product as hypothetical. Bases 1 to 696 code for a protein of 231 amino acids. The record is from RefSeq and is a predicted model, not a curated record. The transcript is spliced from 4 exons. Lineage: Eukaryota; Fungi; Basidiomycota; Agaricomycetes; Polyporales; Adustoporiaceae.
AUGACCCACGCAUCCCGUGGGCUGCCAGACGCGGGUCAUGGCACUGACUAUCUUGGAAUGAAGCGCGCGUGGACACAGCGUCGGUGGCACGAAGCGAUGCACACGCCCCAGGAACGCCGUGCGACGCUUGAGUUCCGAGGCCAUGACGCGGUGGCACGGCCUUACGCAACCGUGUACCCGUGGGCAGGGCGACAGCAUCAGGGUGAGCGAACGAUGGGCGAACAACCGGGGCGCAGGGCGUUGAUCCCGGCAUGCAAAGGGGCGGCGGGAGAAGACGCAAGAACUGGGGUGCCGUUGCGAGUGGUUCGGUGCAAGUAUGCGUCGGCGGCUCGGCACGUCAUGCGAACCCGGGUUGCUGUGUUAAAACGCGUUCCGUGUGUGAGCGUCUGCAUCUCGCUGUGUGCGCGUGCCCUACCGGAGGACAUGACGGCGCACGAAGCUGAUCAUUGUCAGACAGAGCUCUGGAAAAUGAAGAUGUCACAAUCCACAGGCAUGCAUCGACGCCCUGAAGCACUCCGAUCACGAUGUGGGGUCUCCAUCGUCUCACCCGAGCGAAAAUCUUACGCAGACAUCGAUCCUUUACCGAAGUACGAAGAGCAGUCCGAUCUCGAUUGCAACGGCUCCGGACGAUCAUGGAUGAAGCGUUUCCUGUCGCAUCCCUCAAAGUUGUGGGACGUUGCAAUGCUUGUCAGAUGA